Puccinia triticina is the source of this 813-nucleotide messenger RNA. RefSeq lists its product as uncharacterized. Bases 1 to 813 code for a protein of 270 amino acids. The transcript is spliced from 8 exons. The record is from RefSeq and is a predicted model, not a curated record. Lineage: Eukaryota; Fungi; Basidiomycota; Pucciniomycetes; Pucciniales; Pucciniaceae.
AUGGACCCCGCUCUCGAUGUGGCUGGCAGUUCCUCGUCCUAUACAGCCGCUGCAGCGUUUAAUCUUAAAUAUUGGAUCUCCCCACCAGAAUCUCCAAAAGUCAGGGAACAAGUUGUAGGUUUCCUGAAGCGUUGCGCAGAAUUUCAAGGACCUCGUCUAGAAUUAAACACGAAAGAACCAAAGAAUGCAGAUAUGAAUGCGCUCAUUGAUUACUACGAAAACGUCAUCAUCCAGGAGAGCGAUUUGGACAAAAAUGACCCACGCAGGCUGUUCAUCGAACACAUGCGGGAUGAGACAUUUGAGCCUGAAUAUGCAGCUUAUUUGAUACAAUUUGGUUUCAUGAGCAUUCUGCACAAUCGUCCACUGGCCGAGGAUGAACGAGUGAAGGAAUGGCUUAAAAUACUUGCUUAUACUUUACGCGAAGCUAAACACGCGCGCUCAUUUGUAGUAUCACACCUGGCCGUAUCUGCCUCGUAUGGCCUCCUCAGCCUUAAGUUGAGGUAUAGAAAUCUUGAAAGGCGUCUCCCUGAUAUCAGUGCAAUGAUUGAAUGUGUUGACUACAUUCACGGAGCCAUAACUGUUGACGAAGCAAAUUUUUUAAGAUGGGAACACGAAUUCAUUUUUCGGGGCCGCUUUGGACGAGAGAUAAUUGAUCCAGUCAAGUUUACGCAAAUUGUUGAACUGGAUAAACAUCUUGAAAAUGCAAUGACCUCUCCCACACCGGAGAAUGGUUGGAAAUACCUCAAGAAGCUCUGUGAAGAAUUUGGCUCUUCAUCGGCUCACAGGAGACUGAUCUGGUCUUCUACCUCAUGA